This is a messenger RNA of Coregonus clupeaformis (lake whitefish), 3182 nucleotides long. RefSeq names its product cyclic AMP-dependent transcription factor ATF-7. Gene Ontology annotation, biological process: regulation of transcription by RNA polymerase II. NCBI's taxonomy places the organism in Eukaryota, Metazoa, Chordata, Actinopteri, Salmoniformes, Salmonidae. The transcript has 13 exons. Gene Ontology annotation, molecular function: DNA-binding transcription factor activity, RNA polymerase II-specific; cAMP response element binding. The record is from RefSeq and is a predicted model, not a curated record. Bases 199 to 1773 code for a protein of 524 amino acids.
UUGUAAACAUUUGACAUGCUCGUGUUCAGAUAUCAAGAUGUUACCGAAAAUACUUUGUCGCGGAGCAAUUGACCGUCUGUCACAUUUACUUUCCUCUUCGCCAUUCUGAAAUACUUAUUUGACGCGCCUCAAAUUGUGUCAGUGCCCUAGCCAGCUAGCCUGUGUGACACCCUUGUUGUGUACAGCUCUUUGUGUGAGAUGGGGGACGAUCGACCUUUUGUGUGCACCGCCCCAGGCUGUGGCCAGAGAUUUACUAAUGAAGACCAUCUAUCAGUCCACAAACACAAGCAUGAGAUGACCCUGAAAUUUGGUCCUGCCAGAACUGACUCCGUCAUCAUUGCAGACCAGACCCCCACACCCACCCGCUUCCUGAAGAACUGUGAGGAGGUGGGUCUGUUCAACGAGCUGGCCAGUUCCUUCGAGCAGGAGUUCCGGAAGGCCCAUGAGGAUGACCAGAGAAACAAAAACCCGGUGAGGCUCACGGCCCCCCAGCUUCCAGCUCCACCCCUACAGACCCCCUCUGGGGUGAAGGAGGAGGAUGAGGGGCCUCUGGAGGUUGACUCCUCCCCACCAGGAAGUCCUGACUCCACCUCCAGCAUGUCAGACAGCAGCAAAGAGCCAACGGUGAGAGGAAAGGAGACUCCUCCUCCUCCACGGCCAGUGGUGAGCUCCGCCCCCACGCCAACCAUCGUACGCCCAGGGUCCCUUCCCAUUCACCUUGUUUACGACCCCCUGCACCCGACCCUGCCCUCGCCAACCUCUGUCAUCACACAAACCCCGCCCUCCAACAGACAACUGGGCUCUCCGACAGGCUCCUUCCCACUUGUAAUGCAUCUCCCCAAUGGACAGACGGUCCCUCUCCUCCCCAGCCCAAAUAUGACCUCAGUCAUAUCUCUGGCAAGGCCGUUUAAUAUGGUGCCCAACAUCCCUGGGAUUCCAGGCCCUCCGAUUGGUGGGACCAGCAGUGGCUCCUCCUCCCCAUCUGGGUAUAGUCUACACUCAGAGGCCAAGAUGAGGCUGAAGGCAGUGCUGACCCAACAGCAGCAGCAGCAUGGCCCGGGGGCUCAGAAUGGGUCUGGAGAAGGCCCAGGGGGGGCAGGGUCCAGUCCCGCUGUCCCCCAGAGACACGAGCAGAGCCAGCAGCCCUCGCAGCACUCUGACACCCCAUCUCCCGCACAGCCACAGCAAACCAGCAGUGGCUCCUCCUCUCCAUUUGGGUAUAGUCUACAUUCAGAGGACAUGAUGGUGUCCCCAGCCCAGCCCACGGGGGGUAGAAGGCGGCGGGGUGCGGAGGUCGACCCAGACGAGAGGAGGCAGCGUUUCCUGGAGAGGAACAGGGCGGCGGCGUCUCGCUGCCGACAAAAACGCAAGGUUUGGGUCGGCUCUCUGGAGAGGAAGGCAGAGGACCUGGCUACCAUGAAUGUUUCUUUGACCAAUGAAGUGGGUCUGCUGAGGAACGAGGUGACCCAACUGAAACAGCUGCUACUGGCCCACAAAGACUGCCCUGUCACUGCCAUGCAGAAGAAGUCUGCCUUCUUAGCUGCAGGAGUGGAGGAGUGCUCCAGGGACUCCCCCUCUGAGCCUAUGGGCUCCCCAGCCCCGGUUAUCCAGCACGGGCCUUCGCCCCUUGCCCCCAGCCCUGGGGCCAUCACCGUCAACGGGCUGAGUGUGCGUGCGGCUGAGGCAGUGGCCAUGUCGGUCCUGGCCAGCAUGGGGGCGACCCAGCAGGGAGGGGUCCUCAUGGCCACACAGCCGCAGCCUGCCCCUAGAUGAUGAGCAGGCACAGGGAGCCAAUAAGAACUCUACAUUGGGCUUUAGGAGGCUGGACUGGUACAAUGACGUGUGAGAGAGAGAUUGAAAGGGACCUGAUUUGAAAUCUGAAAUCCCACCUGUUGAUAGUACGUCUCACUCCCCUCCCCAUCUAUCUCCAUCCAACGCUCUAUGACCUUGGACACACUGGUAGCCUCACAGCCAAUGAUAAUCACUGAGUACUCCCUUGGGCCCAUUUUCUGAUGGACCCUAGCUUGGAAGCACUGUCACUGUGUAUAUAGAAGCGUAUGUACAUACUCACACACCUGUGACAUAUACACACACUCGAUCAAAGAAUGUAGUUUUUUGUCUAUUUCCAACUCUUCUCUCCCCUGUCUACAGUGUAAAUCGCUCCUUACAUAUUUAUGUUCUUUAUACAGUUGUUCAUCCUUGGGAAACUCUUUUUCAUAUUUAGUGCUGAAUAAGUGUGAAAUAUUGUUUUCCCAUUGUCAUGGAGUGAGCCAAAGUAAGGAUACAGUCAGUGUCUGGAUUUUUUUUGCCCUCGUAGGAAUUCUGCAUUCAGACAAUGUGUAUGAAACCCCUUAUUGACUGCAUGGAUAUUAGAGGACACUGAUGAAGACCACUGUCUGUAUGCUGGUGUAUGUUAAUAUUAUCGCUGGUUUUUAUGAUACUGCUUUUCUCACCCAAGUGAUAUCAAAUGACUGAUGCAAACAAUGAUAAUGUCCUAAUGUAACACUUGAAAUUGGUUAGGUUUUAGAUUAUACUUUAUGUAAUAAUCAACAAACUUCAUUAGAUUUAUAAAUAAUUGACCCAGGCUAAAGUAAGUUGACAAAAGUAGUAAAAUAUAUUUUUAUAUUCAAUAUUAAUGUUCCUGCGUUUUAGCUGAAGCGUGUGUAGUGAAGUCAGUGGUAGAACGAUUUGUUCUAAUUCAAUGAAAAUGAAUGAAAUUCUAGGUGAUCAAAGGAAAUAUAAAUCUAUGACAUUCUUGAAUGCAAGUCUGGAUUAGGGAACAUCUAUACGAAGUUAUAGAUUAUGCCCUAGGCUCAGAUGCUUUACGCUAUUUGAAAAACUAUAUUUUGCUUUGAGGAAUACCAUAUUGUUGAUUUUUCUCAUCUUUUUGUCUUUAACAUAUCAAUGUUUUAAAAUGUUCUAUUCAAGUCAUUUUAUUGUUAUUGCUGUAGCUUCUCCACCCUGUCAUGUUACCAGUCCCCCUCAUGUUCUGUCAAGAGGAGGGAAAUGUCUGUCUUCAACAGUGAACCCAGAGUGUAACCUCUACAAACAAACUAUUGUGGAAUUUGAUUGUCCCUAAGAAUGUGUCGGGAGUUUUCCCCAAAAAUAAUUCCACCUCAAGGCGGGUGGAAUUAACUUGUGUAUAGUCUCAACUAAUAAACUAUCUCUGACAAAAUAAAUAA